AUGCCUUCAGUAGUGGGGCUAUCAGAUGCUUGUAAUUAUUCUCGCAUCACUCUCGAUAAUGGCAAUGGACCAGAAUGUUAUCAACUCGCGGAUAUAACCCGUCAUAUUACAAAUGUUGAGACGAGCGCGAAAUUAGUUUUAAAAUACUUGGAAACAUUGGAUCUUCAGAGUUUGAGCGCAGAAGCCACCUCG
Molecule: messenger RNA, 192 nt
Organism: Paraglomus occultum
Lineage: Eukaryota; Fungi; Glomeromycota; Glomeromycetes; Paraglomerales; Paraglomeraceae
Source: the annotation of a GenBank genome assembly